AUGAAGCUACGACGUGAGGCUGUUCCUUCAUCGGGUGAAAAUGCUGCGGCUGAGGAUGCGGCGCCACAACUUGCUGAGCAAACGGCAAAUGUGGAUGCCGCCGUGAACACGCCAGUUGUGGUUGAUUCAGACGAUGAUGGAACAGUCACCCAGGAACUGGAACUAGAGCAAAUGAGGUAUAGAUUGGAAGAGGCGAUUGUGGAAACGCGCAGUACGCCUCUCGAAAAUCGACCGCGACUUCCCCGCUUAGCCCUAAGCAAGCUGAAUCGGGCUGUCGUGAGGGCUCUGAACCCAAUGCUGGUUACCUAUUUGGAAGCCAGCCGGGACCUUUGCAAGACGGACUCAAUUCUUUUUGGCGCCGCACUGGUAGUGCACCGUAUUAUAGGCGCCAAACUUUCUACGGCUGGACGCGCUACUGGACAAAGUAGUGCUAUCCCAGCCUAG
This is a messenger RNA of Parnassius apollo (apollo), 444 nucleotides long. The record is from the annotation of a GenBank genome assembly. Lineage: Eukaryota; Metazoa; Arthropoda; Insecta; Lepidoptera; Papilionidae.